AGCCCGCGUGGCACCGUGUACUAAAACAGCAAAGAUGGCCGCUGCCAGGCCACUGGUUUCUGUCAUCAACAUUGAGACGGGCGAGGCUGCGGAGCAGACGGCCUUGCCGGCCGUCUUCACCGCGCCUAUCCGUCCUGACAUCGUUCGCACAAUUCACACGAACAUGGCAAAGAACAAGCGCCAGGCCUACGCGGUGUUCAUGAAGGCCGGCCACCAGACCGCUGCCGAGUCUUGGGGCACAGGUCGUGCUGUGUCGCGUAUUCCCCGUGUGCCGGGUGGUGGUACACACCGCGCUGGUCAGGGUGCCUUCGGUAACAUGUGCCGAGGUGGUCGUAUGUUCGCUCCCACUAAGGUCUGGCGCCGCUGGCAUCGCAAGGUGAACGUUAACCAGAAGCGUUACGCCGUUUGCUCCGCUUUGGCUGCGUCGGCCCUGCCUUCUCUGGUAAUGGCCCGCGGCCACCGCAUUGAGCAGGUGCCUGAGGUGCCGCUGGUUCUCAGCGACGCCGUGGAGGGCUUGAAGAAGACCUCUAAGGCCCUGGAGAUCCUAAAGAAGAUUGGCGCCCUGCCCGAUGUGGAGAAGAGCAAGGACUCGAAGAGCCUGCGCUCCGGCAAGGGCAAGCUCCGCAACCGCCGCUACGUGAUGCGCAAGGGUCCGCUUGUGGUUUUCGCCAACGACGAGGGCAUUAGCAAGGCCUUCCGCAACCUGCCUGGCGUGGAGGUGACGUCGGUGGACCGCCUGAACCUGCUGCAGCUGGCUCCGGGUGGCCACCUGGGCCGCUUCUGCAUCUGGUCCAAGUCCGCCUUUGAGAAGCUGGACAAGAUAUUCGGCACUGCUACCAGCGAGUCUGAGGUCAAGAAGGGCUUCAAGGUGCCACGCUCUGUGAUGACCAACGGCGACCUGACCCGCAUCAUUAACAGCGAUGAGAUCCAGAGCGCCGUCAGGCCGGCCAAGGCCGCAGGCCCCAAGCACGCCCCUCUCAAGAAGAACCCGCUGCGCAACCUGGGCGCCCUGCUCAAGCUCAACCCGUACGCCAAGGUCGCCCGCCGUAUCGAGAUCACAUGCAGCGCCAAGAAGGGUGCUGUGCGUGCGGAGAAGCUGGAGAAGAUUGCCAAGGGCAUCGCGACGGGCGCCAAGAAGGACAAGGCUGUCAAGGCUAUCGGCAAGGCCUUCUACAAAAAGAUGCUUGUGGAUUCGGACUACAGUGGCGAGGACUACGACCAGUUCGCCCGCUGGAUUACUGUACAGAAGCAGACGAAGACUGCUUAAGCAUGUUGCUGUCUACUUGCUGGUGCACUGCCGUUUUAUCCUUGCGCGAAAGGGCUUCCGUCGUUGGGCUCCUUUCAGCUGCCGGUUACGCCACUUUCUGUUGUUCCACAAAGACGUCACAGGCUUCUCGUUUUGGGAUCUUGUGCAGCUUUGGGAAGUCGGGGGCGACGUUGCUGUGCGGGCUGCCGUUGUGCCCUGUGGGCGGGUGGGGGCAGUGCAGCUCGGUGGGCUCGUUAGUGGCCUUGUAUUUUGGGCGCCUGCUGGGCAUCUUGUCGCAGCGGCCGGUUGAGUUCCACGCGCUGUCAUGCUGCUGUGUUCCGUUUCAGUGUCUUGCGCGCAGAAGGACACGCUGCUCUCAGGGUGAUGUACGGUUGCAGGCUCCUAUGCCGCUGCAAAGCCAAUUGUUGUAAGGAAAAGUGGGAGCUUCGCAUUUGGCGAAUCCAUAUCCGUAUCAGCCAAUGUCUUAAUGCCUCAGGCCGUCAGGCACAGUCUUGAAGCAUCCGGAACUAUACUCCUGGCGGCAGCAGCAGCCGGAGUAGGAGCAGCCCUAACUUCGGCACUGACCGAAGCACACUGGCCUGUAAAGACACAUGCAACU
Volvox carteri f. nagariensis is the source of this 1865-nucleotide messenger RNA. RefSeq names its product component of cytosolic 80S ribosome and 60S large subunit (gene rpl4). NCBI's taxonomy places the organism in Eukaryota, Viridiplantae, Chlorophyta, Chlorophyceae, Chlamydomonadales, Volvocaceae. Gene Ontology annotation, molecular function: RNA binding; structural constituent of ribosome. The record is from RefSeq and is a predicted model, not a curated record. Gene Ontology annotation, biological process: translation. The coding region runs from base 35 to 1267 and encodes 410 amino acids. Gene Ontology annotation, cellular component: ribosome; cytosolic large ribosomal subunit. The transcript has 7 exons.